Babjeviella inositovora NRRL Y-12698 is the source of this 2622-nucleotide messenger RNA. RefSeq lists its product as uncharacterized. Gene Ontology annotation, cellular component: plasma membrane. The transcript has 3 exons. NCBI's taxonomy places the organism in Eukaryota, Fungi, Ascomycota, Pichiomycetes, Serinales. The record is from RefSeq and is a predicted model, not a curated record. Gene Ontology annotation, molecular function: calcium-activated cation channel activity. Bases 1 to 2622 code for a protein of 873 amino acids.
AUGGGUCUGAGCACUUCAAACACCUCGACCCAAUCAAUCAUCACAUCGUUCACCAUCAACGGGGUGGUGUGUGCUGUUUUCGUACUCGGAUUCCUCCUCUUGCGUGGGCGCUUCAAGCGCAUCUACCAACCGAAGUCCGCAUACGACCUUAUUGCGGAGGAUAAAAAGCCGGAGCCACUUCCUUCGGGGAUCUAUCGCUGGUUCAUAGUGUUGAUUCGCAAGCCGCACGCCUUCAUCUUGCAGCAGGCUGGAAUUGACGGCUACUUCUUCAUCCGCUACUUGUACGUUCUUGGCUGGAUCUGCUUCUGGGGCUGCAUUGUGCUUCUUCCAAUUCUCUUGCCGGUCAACGUGGUGGGGGGUCGUGGAAACAAGGGGUUCGACCUCUUGACGUUCUCGAACGUAACACACCACAGCCGCUACUACGCGCACGCAAUUCUCUCGUGGUUCUUCUACGGCGGUGUGAUGUUCGUUCUCUACCGCGAGUUGUUCUUUUUUACGUCGUUGCGCCAGGCCGCGCUCUCGUCACCACGCUACGCAAAAAAGCUCUCCUCGCGUACCGUAUUGUUCCAAACGGUUACUGACCAGUUUUUGGACGAGGAAGAGUUUUUUAAGUUGUUUGACGGGGUGAAAAAGAUCUGGGUCGCGCGCGCGCAGCCAGAUUUGUCCGCCAAGGUUAAACAGCGCCAGGAGAUGGCCAUGAAAUUGGAGGCAGCAGAGACAAAGUUGCUCACCAUGGCGUACAAGGCCAAGAUAAAGGCGGAAAAAAAGGGUGAGGUGAUUGAGCCGGCCGACGAAAUCGUCUGUUAUGUGCCACAGAAAAAAAGACCGUCACACAGAAAGUUCCCCCUUUUCGGCAAAAAGGUCGACACCAUUACCGAACUCUCGGAAAAACUCCCGGAGCUCAACCGCGAGGUCGAGGAGAUGCAGGCAAACUUCCGCAAUGCGCGCCCGCUCAACUCGAUUUUUGUCGAGUUUGAGUCACAGUACUUGGCCCAGAUCGCCUUCCAGACCGUGCUCUCCCACAGCCUGUUGCACAUGAACCCGAAACAGAUCGGUAUUGAACCACAAGAUAUCAUCUGGUCCAACAUGCGACUCAUGUGGUGGGAGCGGCUUGUGCGUGAGGCCACCGCGGCCGCCGCGUCUUGCGGACUCGUCGUGUUGUGGGCCAUCCCGGUGGCCUUUGUCGGUAUGAUUUCCAAUAUAACCUACUUAGUUGACAAGUUACCGUGGUUGGGGUUCAUCAUGAAAUUGCCCAAAGUGUUGUUGGGUGUAAUCACCUCGCUUUUGCCCACCAUUGUGUUGUCCGUGUUGAUGUCUUUCCUUCCGAUCUUCAUCCGCGGCUUUGCCAAGCUCUCAGGCGCUGCUUCUACCCAGCAGGUCGAACACUACACUCAGAAUGUCUACUUUGCCUUCCAGGUUGUGCACGUCUUUUUAAUCACCACGGUGACAUCCUCGGCCACCUCUGUGGUCACCCUGAUCAUUGAACACCCACAGGAUGCCAUGACGUUGCUCGCGAGCGGCUUACCAAAGUCUUCCAACUUCUUCGUCUCCUACUUGCUCCUCCAGGGUUUGUCGGUGGCAGGUGGUGCGCUCCUCCAGAUCGCCACCUUAGUAAUGUUCUACAUCAUGGGCUUGCUCGACACCACGCCACGCAAGAAGUGGACGCGCUGGACCUCCUUGUCAUCCUUCUCGUGGGGCACCGCCUUCCCCGUGCAUACGAACCUAGCGGUCAUCACACUUUCGUAUGCAAUCAUCUCGCCCCUCAUUCUCCUCUUUGCAUGCCUCUGUUUCGCCUUGUUGUACAUCGUGUACCUCCACAACAUCACUUACAUCUUUGUCGAGUCUGCUGACGGCAGAGGCAUGUACUACCCCCGUGCCAUCUUCCAGACCUUUACCGGGCUCUACCUCGGCCAGGUGUGUUUGCUCGGCCUAUUUGUGGUGGGCAAGGGCUGGGGGCCCAUCGUAUUGGAGUUGAUUGCUCUCGGUAUCACUAUCUUUGUCCACAUCAACCUCCUGGCCGCUUUCAGUCACUUGGUGACUGUUCUCCCUGUGGACUGUAUGAAGCCGUCUGACGGCGUCUCUGAGACUCCUUCGUACCCCGGGCAGAAGGCCAGUGAGGCAAACUUUGACUACCAGAACGCCAAGGAUGUCAAGGCCCAUGCUACGCAACCGUUGACUGACGCUAUGGCCAGUGAUGGUAACCAGGAAAGCCAGUGGGGUCUGCAGCCAUUGCUCGCCGAAGACGUUGACUACUAUGAAGACCCGCCAAAUUACUCGCGGUUCUUCCGCUAUUUUCUCCCCAGUGUGUACCUCAGCUACGCGGAGGUGAAGAAGAUGUUGCCCGAAAUCUUCCACUACCCGCUCGAAGCUGACAUGGCCGCCAACGAGCACGCCUACGACUUCCCCGACGUCAGCGCCACCCAGCCCGUCUUGUGGUUGCCUCGCGACCCCAUGGGGUUGUCCGAAAAAGAGAUUGACAAGCUUGAUGGUGUGAUUAGUGCAUCUGACGAAGGCGCAAUGCUCGACCACAAGGGUAAGUCUUGUUGGACUACCGCCCCACCUAAUGUUGGUAACCGCGAUGACGAGACAGAACGACAAGAAGACUUAGAAUUGGUUCUAUAA